This is a messenger RNA of Choloepus didactylus (southern two-toed sloth), 947 nucleotides long. RefSeq names its product small cell adhesion glycoprotein (gene SMAGP). Bases 175 to 471 code for a protein of 98 amino acids. The record is from RefSeq and is a predicted model, not a curated record. The transcript has 4 exons. NCBI's taxonomy places the organism in Eukaryota, Metazoa, Chordata, Mammalia, Pilosa, Megalonychidae.
AGCUUGGUGUCUCUCGGUCUAAGCUCUGUCUGCCUCUCCCGGUCUCCACGAAACUCUGCGGCUCCCGCCCCGGUCGAGUUCAAAAGGAAGCGCUGAGUGGUACCGGGCGCCUCUCCGGCAGACCGUCGGACUGGAAAGGUCUGCUCCUUCUCACGUGCUCAUCCACUGGCCACAAUGAGCAGCCCCCCAAGCACACCUUCCCGGGGAGGGGAAGAACUGCUGACCACCCCAAUUCUGCAGGCCACAAAUGCCCUGUCCCCAGAAGCUGAAGCCAGCACAGCUCUCAUUGCAGUUGUUAUCACCGUGGUCUUCCUCACACUGCUCUCAGUCGUGAUCUUGAUCUUCUUUUACCUGUACAAGAACAAAGGCAGCUACGUCACCUAUGAACCUGCUGAAGGCGAGCCCAGCGCCAUCCUGCAGAUGGAGAGUGACUCAGCCAAGGGCGGGGAGAAGGAGGAAUAUUUCAUCUGACUUCCAGGCCCCAAGGACCUUAUUCCAGGUUCCAGCACUAAUAGAAUGACUGUUGUUUAAUUUAUUAGGUGAAAGUUUUAUCUGAGGCCAGUGAGCAGCAUUGAUGAAUGGGCAAAUCUGAGUUCCCUCCAAAGGCACAGGCCCAAACACCAACCUCACUGUUAGCCCAAGAGGUGGGGCUAAACCAGGGGACAUUUUGUUCUUGGUUGAGAAUUAUGAUCGCUGGCUGCUCCACUCUGUCCUCUUCCUGGUCAACUAGUGAUAGCCCCAGCGGAGAUAUUAUCUAUAAAAGUUUUUCCCAGAGAUUGGAUACUGCAAUACAAGGCCAGACCGGGAUGGGUAGGAGAUUAUGGAGAUCUUACCUCCUGAUAAAUGUACCAUUUUCUUUAAUCUGAGCCCUUCCCAUAUUCCCCAACAACCUCAUACUUGUGCUACUUUUAUCAGAAUUAAAAGUUUUCAUUGAUACAGAAAUCAGA